Molecule: messenger RNA, 1798 nt
Organism: Chlamydomonas reinhardtii
Lineage: Eukaryota; Viridiplantae; Chlorophyta; Chlorophyceae; Chlamydomonadales; Chlamydomonadaceae
Exons: 4
Coding region: 103-1551 (482 amino acids)
Source: RefSeq, a predicted model, not a curated record
GUGGGGACCCACGGGGCAGAAAUGCCGUCUGAUCUCGCUCGGGUUCUCACACGUUUGCAAGCUUGUGAAGCUGCUCUCAAUAACAUUUACCCAGGAGCGACCAUGGUACUUCGUAGCACAGCGACAAUGCUUCGGCAGCGCGGCGCCCCCUUCCCAACCGCAGCUGCAGCUCAUGCCUCUCCGGCGGCCGCGGUGGCGCUGAAGACGAGCGCUACCAGUCGCCAGGUAACCGGCUGCAGCGGCAGUAGCAGUCAGCUGCUGCUGCUGGCUGGCCAGCGUCAUGCGGCCGUGGCUGCAGCGCGCGUCAGCAGCCGCCCGCCUGGCGGCGCGGGCCGGGGGUUCAUCCUUUUUGCUCACGGCAACAGCGGCAGCGGCGCUGAUAACCCCAGCAGCAGCGCCGCGGGCAGGGAGCGGGAUGAUGACGGCUCAAGCCGCCUCGUCGACCGCCGCCGCGGUGCUGGCGACAGCGCUGGCGGCGACAGCGAUGCGAUGAAUGCCGGCGAUGCAUUUGUGGGGCUGUACAACGCGGGCGCCUGGGACCGCAGCGGCGGCGGCGGGGCUGCGGCCGGUGCCACUGAAGGCGGUGCCGACGGCAGCAGGGGCGCCUCGGGUCUGGUGGCUGUUGAUGACUCAGAGGCCAUGGCGACAGACAACUUCACCGCUGCGGCGGGUGCAGCUGCCUCCGCCGCGGCGACUGCGGGCCUGGGGGUGAUGCCGCCCGCGGAGCCGCAUCAGGGGCGCGAGGGCGCGGGACCGGAGGGCGCAGCGGCAGCGGCGGCGCUGCGGGCAGACGACUCGGACGCAAUGGGUGCGGAGGAGCUGCAGGGCGAGAUUGGCGGCCGCGGGGGCGGCGCGCGGCAGCAGCAGCAGCACAGCGGAGGAGGUGGCAGUAGCAACCGGGGAUCUCAGGGCCAGGCUAGGGCGGCGGCCUCGCCCUCAGCAGCGCCAGUGGGCGAUUCCAUGAGCGGGCAGGGGGUGGAGCCCACGCCUCCCUCCCUGGAGGUGGCAGCGGCGGGCGGUGUUAGCAGCGGCGGCGGUGGCGUCAACGCGGGAGCUGGUGGCAGCAUGCGGGAGGCGGCACCAAGGCACCGUGCGCAGGAGCAGCAACGUGGCUCCCCCUCCUCCCCCGCCGCCCCCUCCUCCCUCUCCUCAUCCGAGCGGGAGGCUGUGUGUGCGGACGUCAUGGCGGAGGCCAUGGCGCUGCUGGAUGCGGACGCGCCGGAGCAGGUGGGCGAUCUGCUGGAGACCGAGGGCGAGGGAGUCCGGGCCGGCGGCAGCGGUGGUGGCCGGCAGCUGACGCCGGAUCAGGAGGUGGAGUUGUAUGGGUCGGGUCCGGACGAGGCGACCUUCCACCCGCACGACAGCACCACCGGCGGCGACGGCGGGGGCCGGGGCGCGCCGCCCUUCCGCCGGUCGGAGGCGCCACCGCAGAGGCGGCCGCCCCGGGGCAUUCCGGGGGCUGCGCCGGCGAAUUUCUGGACCGGCGAUGUGGACCGAGCGGACAAGCGCGGCACGGCCGAGAAGCACGAGGGGGGUGAGAGGCCAUGCUGAACGGGUUGUGUGGAGGCCGGUGCCAGUGUUCUCGUAGGAAUGCAUCUGGGCUUAUUAAUUCGUUGUCAGUUUCCUGGUUAUCACUGCACCAGAGCGGCUGGUUGGGUCGAGGACUCCGGCGGCUGCAUCCGCCCAUGGCCGAAUGUGUGGAAUCGACUUGCACAUGUUGCAGAGAAUGGGCACGUUGGGGUGCAGUUGAUUGGAAGAUGUCUUAAGCCACGCGGGCUGACUGUAACGGGUGCAGUGA